GUUAGUCAUUGAUGUGGCUAUAGUUAGUCCAUCCCCUGCUGAGACUGACUGUUGGAGAUGCUACUUCCUCCCUCUGGCUCGUUCAUGGCUUCCUUUGCCCGGGACCAUCGCCUCGCUCCCUCUGUUUGGCUUCAUUUUGUAUGGGGGCGAUGGAAUAACUGAUCUGAGCGUAAUCUUACGGCGGCACCUUGUAGCCAAUCAAGUUGGCCUGGAUUUCUCCAGCGCGCACACGGGGCCCUGGGAAGCGAGCCAAGGAGGAGGCAUAGCGUUCCACAAGGCGGUAAUGGGAAGCGCUGUCACUAGGAGAGGAGGCUUGUUUGCAUUUUAUAGCCUCGCUCAGCCGGCAGUGUACAAGAGAAAAACAGAUCUCAAAACUGCCCUUGUGCAGGGAGACGAUUUCUCAUCAGGCACCAGCAGCCGGAGCACCAAGCUCAUUCACGGAGGAGUCCGAUAUCUACAGAAAGCCAUCAUGAAAUUGGAUUACAAACAGGUUGUGUUUUCUUUAGGUGCCUUAUUUUUCUAUCUGUAUGAACAUACGAGGGUCCUGGAGGAGGAUGGUGGUGACGUGACAGCUAUGUGCAAUGGCUGCCCAGCAAAAGACCAGUGUUUGAGAUGGUGCUUCAACAUAAUCACUGGAUAAUUUUCAUUAGAUUUCCCAGACGAUUCCCAGACAUGUUUUAUGUUUGUUUAAUGAAAAUCCUCAUCAGAAAAACAAUUAUAUACUGUAAGUCAUGUAUUAUAAGACGCAUGUGUAUGUUUGUUGCUAAGGGGCGACCUCUAGUUGCUGUAGAAAUUAUUACAGCUGCAAAGAAGGAAGUCAGGAGAAUUGGUUUCAACAGUGAAAGGUGUGCAGGGACGAUGACAAGGAUGAACAAGCACUGGACCUUUAAUCAGGAGACCACUGUUCGUGUCCAGUAUGAAACCAGAAGUCAUCGGUAAUUGUUUUUGACAAACAUAAAUUAACAUUAUGUACAUAACAUAACAUAGGUUACAUAGGUACAAAUAUACAUUUGUAACAGAAAGUAGUGAUUUUAACACAAACCAAUUAGUUUUAGUUUCUAAGCCGAACCAAGUAGUUCUCUUGCCUCAACCUGACCAGACCAUAACAGCAUUGUGCAACCUAAAAUUUCAACAUAUCUUUAGUUUACAGAAACACACACAAUAUUUAUAUUGGUGAUUGGACUGAAAUGAUUGGUGUUUCUCUUUGUCAUCUGCCAUUGUAAAUUGAUUAUCUGGCAUUUUUCAGGCUAUUGAUUGGCCAUAAAAGCAUUUGUAGACAUCCCCUUGGACUCACAGUUUCCUGUAGUAUUAUGCAAAUAAGUGAAUGAUUAAAGGCACAAUCAUUCAGCGAUGAAAAUCAGAGGUUCAGCCCUGAUCAAAAUAUAAUUUAUCUCUCACAAAUGGUCCGUUUUGACUCUCUCCUCCUCCAGUCACUAUAGUGAAAUGAGCCUAGUCCAGAUGGUUGACUAUCACUCCCAUCCAUAACACCUCAGGUGUACAAGUAAAACCUCAUUUCACCUGUUCUCUGAUCAUUUUUCACCUCAUAUACCAGAAAAAAAAGCAGUAAACCUUUCCCUUGUAAGAGGCAUGGAGUUGGGAAGAUGGAGAAGUUCAGGAGAUGGUAGUAAACUUUACAGUCACCUUUGGGCUGAGAGGCCCGUUGAAGUGUGAGGCGAAGGGAAGAGUGGUCCACGGCAUCUCAGCACCAUCUCGCCUUUGCUCUCUCAGACUUGGGUGAACUCGGGGGCCUUGAUUUGAUUUGUGCAGCCUUGAAUCAUAAGCUUUAAUUGCACCUGACAUUUAAAGCUUCUCUCUGGUAUUUAAAGCAGUGUACAGGUGUGGCUCAUUACUGAGAGGGGGAUAGGAGAUUUUCUGAUUUCUCUCUCAUUGCCGGGCCCUGGCAGCGUCUUAACUCAUCACGCUGCCUGUCACCAUCCCAGAACCCCCCUCCCCUGCUCGCGGGAAGCCAUAUCUGACCCAACGAUCAUCAGUCAAACCAGAGUUCAAGCCUUUCAUAAAAUAAAGUCCAUUUCAGUGCUGCAAACACUGUCAUGGAGAAGGAAGCUGCAGACAGGAUCACAGGGAGGGAAUAAAAGACGGUGACUCCGUGAUCACGUGUGAUCCACGGCACAUACGACCAACCCUGCAGACAUCGUAUUUCUCCUGAUGGUGAUUCUCGCAGUGUUCCAUGCUCAUGAAGGCGUUGUUUAUUGUGAUGUGUGGUAUAGUGUGCUGUACACAUUACUAUGCACCAGGAAAGUGUAUGAAUCACUUUGCGCAAUGUUAAAAAUUAUAGCACUUAUCACAGCUGGAGACGCUGGUUGCAGCAAUCUGACUGCAAAUUGUAGAAAUCUCGUUUUGGCCUGUUAUGCAUUUCCUGUGAUUGCAAAACUUGUGUGUGAGUGUGAUGAACACAUCUUAAGUGAUGCGACUUUUAUAACUUUUUCACGUCAAGGACCCCUAAACUGACACAAAUUACAGAUCCCUAUUUUAUAAGAUUUUUGUCUCAGGGUGCCUGAUCGGAUCAGAAUUUUUUUCUUUUAGAUGUUUUAUUGCAAGAAGUGUGUGAAAUCCAUAACCAAAACAGUCGUACAUUCUGUCAUGGUUACUUAAUUAUGGUGAAAAUGAAUUAUUGCCCUUUGAUGAUUUGGCAAUAGAUAUUUGGUUCAUGGUGAUAAAGGAUUUCUCAGAUUGUCUCACCAAAUAUAUAACACGUUGGGAGCUGUGUCCACAUUUUAAGUCCUGUUUGUGAUCCAAAAAUAAACAUAAAGCCUUGUGAAUUUUAGAUAAAUUACGUGUAAUUAAAAUGAGAGCAGCCCAGAGAAGGUGUCUACAUCACAGAGUGUGGCACCAGGAAGAGCAAAAACACAAUUAAAUCAGGCGUUUUAAUUAUUAUUUGUCAGUAAUAUGAGAUCAUACCUUCUUAGUAAAAUAUCUUGUGUCUCACACAGCCGUGUAAUUGCUGUCCAUGCGAGCGUAAACAAAUUAGAAAGAGCAUUUUUUAAAACAGAAAAUAGCCAGUAGGCAUCGCGUUCCAACCAGUCCCAGGAUCCAUCUUUCUCGGGGCUAUGUGUGCCUCGUGUUGGCAUCAGAAAAACAAAGCAUAUGUUGAUUGUUAGCCAGGGUGUACAUAGCAUGUCCUGUUUACUCAAGGUCUCCCUUGUAGCUGCAAACUCCCAACUUUAUUUCUCUAGGCUAUCUGUCAGACUUCAUUUAGCAUUUGAGGAUACGUGGAUUCCCAUGUACUGCAAAAAGGCAACAUACUUCUGAGGGAAUACGGCCACUAUCUGAGCAGU
Acanthopagrus latus (yellowfin seabream) is the source of this 3296-nucleotide messenger RNA. Its product is annotated as glycerol-3-phosphate dehydrogenase SDP6, mitochondrial-like. Gene Ontology annotation, molecular function: glycerol-3-phosphate dehydrogenase (quinone) activity. The record is from RefSeq and is a predicted model, not a curated record. The coding region runs from base 284 to 640 and encodes 118 amino acids. The transcript has 6 exons. Gene Ontology annotation, biological process: glycerol-3-phosphate metabolic process. Lineage: Eukaryota; Metazoa; Chordata; Actinopteri; Spariformes; Sparidae. Gene Ontology annotation, cellular component: mitochondrion; glycerol-3-phosphate dehydrogenase (FAD) complex.